This is a messenger RNA of Astyanax mexicanus (Mexican tetra), 2557 nucleotides long. It is a transcript of the gene cfap91, whose product is annotated as cilia and flagella associated protein 91. The coding region runs from base 113 to 2422 and encodes 769 amino acids. NCBI's taxonomy places the organism in Eukaryota, Metazoa, Chordata, Actinopteri, Characiformes, Acestrorhamphidae. The transcript is spliced from 18 exons. The record is from RefSeq and is a predicted model, not a curated record.
CUUCUCCAUGGUAACCGCUCAGGCUGCGCUCGGGCUGCAGUGUUUGUGUUAGCAGCGAUAGCUAAUGUUAAUAAAUCUAAUUAUUACAGUUUAAAUCAGCCUGUAAAUAAAAAUGAACAUCUCCUUGACGUUUAACAAGAGAAAUGGGGCUCAGAGAGGAUACAGAGCACAGAGAACAUACGAUUAUCUGUACGAUCCAACUUUCUCUUUGUCGAGUGAAAGAGACCACAGCAGGGUGGCCAUCCAGGCCCAGGCCUCCUCAGACCGGGCGAGGAGAGUUCCAGAAUUUAAUUCCAUGUUCAGUAAUCUCCCUCACCACCCACGUUUCACACUGCGUCUGGAUGCUGCUGACCCCGUGCCAGCUUUUAUUGAUCGGCGCUGGAGAGGUCAAUCAGAGCAGCGGAGAGAGGCUCUAAAGACACUGUCAGGGAUGCUGCCAGGGAUUCAGCUCCACAAGCCGAGCAUGGUUGAUGUGGCCAGAGUGGACCACUGGAGGUUUUUUAGGCGUCCACUCAUCCCUUUUUUCCAGCAGGUUCCUCCUGAUGUUGUUUUGGCUUUACCCAAUGCUGACCCCCUGUCUGUCAGGAAUGGUGAUGCUGCACGGCCGGGCAGUCCCUUUCAGCGCACAGUGGGAGUGCAGACAGAUUACCGGGACAGCGAGGCACAGACAGAACCCUACAGUCCAGAGUAUACACUGCGUCCUGGGACAGCCCCCCCUGAACUCCUCACCUUGGCUAGUCUUAAAUGGGGACACGGGCUGCCUGCCAGGCUGGAGGAGGUGGAGAUGAUCGAGAGGGCAAGGAUGAAACGGGCCUGGGAGGCAACUCUUCCCCCGUUGAAUGAUCUUACUCAGCUAGAGAAGAGAAAGAAGAUGAUGGAUGAAAUGGAGAGGAAAGAGUGGGCUUUCAGGGAGCAGGAGAUCGAAAAGCUGCAAGAGGCUCGUCUGGCUCUGCUGAAGCAGCUCCUGCAGCAGAGGGAGGCUCAGCAGGAGCAGUCCACGGUGAAGAGGCUGGACCUGCGCUUCUCUCAGCAGAAGAGACAGAAGGAGAGCCGCCUCCAGAAGAUCCACCGUGACUAUGUCCUGUCUCUCCGGAAACUCACAGCACAGCGAAGGAAUGUGGAGGGGAAGUUGGAGCGGCGGGACAUUAUUAAUGACCACGCUGAUUACGCCUCACAGACAUACGCUCCUCUCUCUCGCCGCGGGGUCUUCCCCGACCGGGGCACUGAGCGCAACGUGGUUAAGAGCCGCUUCCUCAACACAUACCAAGGUUUGCUGGAUCUGGAAGCCAGUCUUCCACCAUCAGUGCUGGAGCCGAGAAUUAAAGCACCUAAACCCAAAGAGAGCAAGAGCUUCAUCAAACGCUCAGAGCGCAGGGAGGUGGAGCUGUUGAGAACUUACCAGGCUCUGAAAGAUGAGAAGGGCCGCGUCAAAGAAAAAAAGCCUUUGCGCUUUCUCUAUAAAACGGAAAAACCGGUCCCUCGCCCACCAACACCUGAGGUUGACAUGCCUCCUGAGGGAUCAGAGGAGAGGGAUCUUGCAGUGAUUUACCUGCAGAAGCUCCUCCGUGGAAGAUCCAUCCAAAAACAGAUGCUGGAGGGCAGGGAGAAGCGCAUGGAGCUGAUCCAGGAGCUGCGCACCACCCACUCCCUGCAGCGGGAAGAGCAGGAGCUGCACAGAGCAGAAAAACUGGUCAUACUGGACCUGCAGCGCCAGCGAGAGCAGCACGAAAGCAGGACUUCCCAGGUUGAAGGCUAUGUCUCUGGCCUCUUGGGAGCAGAGCUGGUGGACAUGCUGGACUUUUUGGCUAAGGAGUUGGUUCGUCUGCAGGAUGAAAGGCGAAUCCAUGCUUUCACACUAUUGGCUGAAAGAGACCGCCGCCUCCAGGAAGCAGAGGAGAGCGGGAGAAGACAGGUGGAAGAGAGGAGACGGAGGGAGGAGGAUGAAAUCUUUAGACAGGUGGUGAAGGUGCACCAGGCUACAGUGGAUCUGUACCUGGAGGACAUCAUCUUGGGUACCAUUGAGCAGACAGCUGAUGCUCAGGCCAGAGAGGAGAUCCACCAGAUGGCUCAGGAACUCAAUGACAUCACCUACGCCAUGGAGGAAAAGAGGAGCACUGCGCAAUCCGAAGACAUUGUGGCUGAGCUUGUCUACAGUUUCCUCAUUCCUGAGGUGCAGAAGAUCACUGUGAGAGAGAGAGUCAGGCAGAGUCAGAGGAGGCACCUGACUGCAGCUCGCUCCCUCAUCCACAGUGCUGACAGCUCCUCCACAGGCAGUCCUGCCCGAGCCCCCCGGCCCAGAUCACCCUCAGCCAGGGCCUCCACUGCCCUGCUGUUUCAGAUAGUGGACCAGGUGGAGGAAGCAAUGACCUCUGAGACCCCCGGACCCAGUACUGAUCAUCAGGAGAACAAACACACUGAUUAACGCAGAGCCCUGAGGAGAAUCAAAGCGAUCUUGUGGGGAAACGUGACACACAGCCACGCAGCACAGAGGGAAUAAAAGCACCGUUGUCCAGAGAUUCUAUCAUACGUUCAGCCAAUAAAGCAAUUUAUCUGCUAA